Molecule: messenger RNA, 1766 nt
Organism: Oryza brachyantha (malo sina)
Lineage: Eukaryota; Viridiplantae; Streptophyta; Magnoliopsida; Poales; Poaceae
Product: protein IRREGULAR XYLEM 15-like
Exons: 2
Coding region: 327-1334 (335 amino acids)
Biological process (GO): xylan biosynthetic process
Source: RefSeq, a predicted model, not a curated record
CGGAAACGAAGAGCGGCAGCAGCGCAGCCACCGCAAAUCCCGGCGGGAUUAAUUCUCCCUUUUACCUACCCAACCCAACCCAUCUUCUUCUUCCUCCUCUCCUCCUCCGCCUCCACCUCGACUAGGCGCCACUUCACCCAUCCCCCUCCCUCUCACCUCCUCCACCUCCAUAUCCAUCCACCUCUUCUCACUCACUCACUCUCUCUCUCUCGCCAGGAGCGGCAGGCUACAGGCCACUCCAACUUACGAGCUCUCGCGGUCUCGCCCCAACUACCUGGCCAUUGGCUCCACUUCGCCGCCAUUGGUAGCUCGGUUUCGUGGCUGGGAUGAAGGGGCUUAGUGGGCCGAAGCUGCUGGUGGUGCACCCGUCGUCGAACAAGACGGUUGGUGGCGCCGGGUCGGCGGCGAUGGCGGUUCUUGGCUCCCGGCGCCGGAUGUGGGCGGUGCUGUUCUUGGCCGGGUUCGCCUGCGUGUCUCUCGGCACGAUGCUGUGCGCCGCGCGGGACCACCCGGCGCCGCCUGUGGCCGGGAGGAGGAUGGCGGUGUCGGUGUCGGCGGAGGUGGGCGGCGGCGGUGAGGGAGGGGGAGGGGGAGGAAGGGGCGGGCUGCCGGGGUACGUGUUCGACGCGCUGGUGCAGUACGCGGCGGCGGCGGGGAACUCGACGGCGAGCAUGCCGGGGCCCGACGUGCGCGCCAUCGCGGCGGUGCUGAAGCGGCGGGCGCCGUGCAACCUGCUGGUGUUCGGGCUGGGCGGGGAGACGCCGCUGUGGCGGGCGCUCAACUACGGCGGGCGCACGGUGUUCCUCGACGAGAACCAGUACUACGUCUCUCACCUGGAGGGGCGGCACCCGGGGCUGGAGGCCUACGACGUCGUCUACACCACCACCGUCCGCGAGUUCCCCGACCUGCUCGACGCCGCCCGCGCCGCCCGCUCCGCCGAGUGCCGCCCCGUCCAGAACCUCCUCUACUCCGACUGCCGCCUCGCCAUCAACGACCUCCCCAACCACCUCUACGACGUCGCCUGGGACAUUAUCCUCGUCGACGGCCCGCGCGGGUACACGGCGUCGUCGCCGGGGAGGAUGUCGGCGAUAUUCACGGCGGGGGUGCUGGCGCGGACGAGGGCGGAGCACGGCGCGGAGACGGACGUGCUGGUGCACGACUACGAGCGGGAGGUGGAGAGGGCGUGCUCGAGGGAGUUCCUCUGCGAGGAGAACCGCGUGGAGGAGACCAGCACGCGCUCGCUCGCCCACUUCGUCGUCCCCGGCGGUGCCGCCGCCCGCCGGGAGGCCUUCUGCGCCGCCGCGGCCAACGCCGCCACCGCCACCACCCAGUAGAUUUUUUUUUUCUUUUUGUACUUAUUCUCUCUUUUUUUUUCCAUCUUUUGAUGGUUAAUGAUGAUGUCGGUGGCCAUGGCCCAACGCGAGUGAAACUCGAGAACAAGAGAAAAAAAGCUGAGCCUGUAAAAAGAAAUCGGUGAAGCACAUAAAAAUGUGUUCAUGGAGUUCAUCUUUGCAAACCUUGACUCUUUAAUCUUUUUUCCCCACGUUUCCUCGUACCAAAAACUAGAGCCACGAUUAAAAAAAAACUUUAACUCGAAGGGAAAAAAAGAGAGAGGAGAGCCACAGAAAUUUCACCUAGCCACAAAAAUUGUUCACAGGUGCAAUGGCAAAUUUGUAACUAGUGAAGCUGAGGCCCGCGGACUUUUCUCGACAGAUUUUAAGAUCAUCUGGAUUAUCUGAUUUUCAUUUUGUGAUAGGUUUUUAAAA